CGUCCUCGGGCGACUCCACCUCCAUCUUACUUUGUCGCCGACAAGAAAAACAAGUACAAGCCAAAACGGCGUACGAUGCAGCCGCGUUCUUUUGAAAACGUUGUCACCACACCACCGGCUUCUGCCAACAAGUAGGCAUCAGUGGCACAUCACCCAACCGCCUGUCCCCAAUUAUCCAGUGCCAAUUCCGGCUACAAAUAAUCUCAAUUUUUGCUCUCGAUUCUUUAAUCACCACGAGCCGCGUGCUUCGGGAUGCUUAAAUAAGCAGCGUGAUUCCAGUGCGAGCUCCUCCGAUCCCCGUCCCAAGCUGGGCAUGAAGCGGCUCGCGGCGCUGCUGGUCCUGAUCGCGCUGCCGUACCCGGCGCGCGCCGUCCCCGGCGCCGGCGCCGGCGUCGUGGCCGCGCUGCUCACGCACGCCGACGCCGGCCGCGGCCUCGCGCGGCCCGAGCUCGUCCGGCGAAUGGCGCACCGCGCCCGGGCGCGCCGGCGGCUGCUGUCCGAGCCCGCGCGCCCGGUGCGCGCGCGGGUGCGCGCCGGGCUCGGCGGCGGCAUCGCGACUAACGAGUACCUGGUGCGCCUGGCCGUGGGCACGCCGCCGCGGCCCGUGGCGCUGACGCUCGACACGGGCAGCGACCUGGUGUGGACGCAGUGCGCGCCCUGCCGCGGCUGCUUCGACCAGGGCCUCCCGCUCCUGGACCCCGCGGCGUCGUCCACCUACGCCGCGCUCCCCUGCGGCGCGCCCCGGUGCCGCGCGCUCCCGUUCACGUCGUGCGGCGGCCGCCUCAGCUCGGGCAACCGGAGCUGCGUCUACGCCUACCACUACGGCGACAAGUCGCUCACCAUCGGCCAGCUCGCGACCGACCGCUUCACCUUCGGAGACGGCGGCGGCGGCGGCGGCAAUGCCGGUAGCCUUCCCGCCCGGCGCUUGACCUUCGGGUGCGGCCACUUCAACAAGGGCGUGUUCCAGUCGAACGAGACCGGCAUUGCCGGGUUCGGCCGGGGCAGGUGGUCGCUGCCGUCGCAGCUCAACGUCACAAGCUUCUCCUACUGCUUCACCUCCAUGUUCGAGUCCAAGAGCAGCCUCGUCACGCUCGGCGGCGCGCCGGCCGCGCUCUACAGCCACGCGCACGUCGGCGAGGUCCGGAGCACCCCGCUCCUCAGGAACCCCUCGCAGCCGUCGCUCUACUUCCUCUCGCUGAAGGCCAUCUCGGUGGGCUCGACGCGCAUCCCCGUGCCGGCGUCGCGGCGCCAGUCGACCAUCAUCGACUCCGGCGCGUCCAUCACGACGCUCCCGGAGGACCUGUACGAGGCCGUGAGGGCGGAGUUCGCGGCGCAGGUCGGCCUCCCGCCCAGCGGCGUGGAGGGCUCCGCGCUGGACCUCUGCUUCGCGCUGCCCGUGACGGCGUUCUGGCGCCGCCCCGCCGUGCCGCCGCUGACGCUGCACCUGGGGGGCGCCGACUGGGAGCUGCCGCGCGGCAACUACGUGUUCGAGGACCUCGCCGCGCGCGUGAUGUGCGUCGUGCUGGACGCGGCGCCCGGGGAGCAGACCGCCAUCGGCAACUUCCAGCAGCAGAACACGCACGUCGUGUACGACCUCGAGAACGACCGGCUGUCCUUCGCGCCGGCACGGUGCGACAGGCUCGUAGCCUCGUUGUAGCGUUCGUGUACAUAGAAAAGGUAGGAUUUUUUUUUACUACCGUUCUGGUCAAAUCUAGCAAUGUAACGGUAGAAAUUCGAAGGAAUAGAGUAAAAUUUUGCUCCCAAUUUGUGCCA
Molecule: messenger RNA, 1773 nt
Organism: Panicum virgatum (switchgrass)
Lineage: Eukaryota; Viridiplantae; Streptophyta; Magnoliopsida; Poales; Poaceae
Product: aspartic proteinase nepenthesin-1-like
Exons: 1
Coding region: 314-1657 (447 amino acids)
Biological process (GO): proteolysis
Cellular component (GO): extracellular region
Molecular function (GO): aspartic-type endopeptidase activity
Source: RefSeq, a predicted model, not a curated record